Messenger RNA from Temnothorax curvispinosus, 2751 nucleotides. Its product is annotated as zinc finger protein GLI1-like. NCBI's taxonomy places the organism in Eukaryota, Metazoa, Arthropoda, Insecta, Hymenoptera, Formicidae. Bases 620 to 2554 code for a protein of 644 amino acids. The transcript is spliced from 6 exons. Gene Ontology annotation, molecular function: DNA-binding transcription factor activity, RNA polymerase II-specific; RNA polymerase II cis-regulatory region sequence-specific DNA binding. Gene Ontology annotation, biological process: regulation of transcription by RNA polymerase II. Gene Ontology annotation, cellular component: nucleus. The record is from RefSeq and is a predicted model, not a curated record.
GCGCCGGACCCCCCGAUUUCCCGCUUUAUCAGUUCCGCGAGAAGAAACCGGUGCUGUCCUCGUUCGUUCGCUGUAUACGGUCCUCAUUUCUCGCGAUCGUUAUCGCGCGCGUGCCACGCAAGGAAGACAGAUAGAGAGGGUGGGAGAGAAGGCUCUCGAGCGGAAAAGGCCGGCGCGAUAAGCGGCCCGCCGAUCAUCGUGUACAUGUUGAUACGUUGAUAUCGAAGUAAGCCGUUUCUCUGACGUUAUUCUCGAAUUUCGCGCUAUCUCCGCCUCCCGGAGAAAGUGAGGCGCAAUUGGACGUCUCCCUGUACUCGCGAAGAUAGUUCAAGUUUAAAGGGACGUGCUAUCCGCUAAAUCGAAAAAUCCGGCGGUGACUGCGACACGCAGUCUGGAUUUCUGAAAAAAAAAAGUCAGAGAUUUCGUUAUUGUGCUCCUACAUGAUCGCGCCUCAUUUCCUUCUGGUGAUUACACUGGAUUGAAGGGUGGUCCUCUUCGAGAGAGUUAAUUUUCUAGAGAUCGCGAUCGAGACAAGCAGGCUGCCGGCGGCUACGAGCUCGGAUCGACGAGGAGGACGACGACGACGACGGAAGAAGAGGAGGCGGAGGAGGAAGAGGAGAUGCACCUCGAGGAUUACCACGGCGAGAGGAGCGAGGAGGACGUGCGACGGCCCGUGUCCGUUCUGGAGCAAGACGACUUCGUCGACGACGGUUCCCUGCCCGAUCUGAUGUCCAUGACGAUGGCCGGCAUGGACGUCGACGUCGCCCAGUGCUGGACGACCUCGCAAGCGGACAACGUCUUCUUCUCGCCGCUGGAAACCGACGCGGACCCGCGAGAUUAUCUCGACUGGGACCAGGUGCCCGUGGUCUUUCAGUAUCCCUCCAACGGUGGUGGAUCACCGGGUGGUAGCACUUCCAGCGAAGCAACAACGCCGAUCUGGAGCAACGCGGCGACAGCGACGACGACGACGACGACGACGACGGAUCAUGACGAGGACAAAUCGGACCGGAAGUUACCCUCAAUGGGCUCGGCUUUCCCCUUCUCGCGCACAUUCUGCAACACGAUCUAUCCGGAAUUUGGAGCGGAGUCGCAGGGUGAUUAUCAGGAUUAUCCGGACUGCCAGGAGGACGUGGUGUCGUUGCUGAUGAGCAUUCAGAACGACGUGGCGGCUCAGAGCUACAACCCUCCAGUCGCCGACGAAUUCGACCUCAGUCUGAUUAGGGGCGACCCGACGUCGUUGCUGAGCACCGUGGACUCGUCGUCCGCGAACUGUUUCGCGAGCGACGAUCAGCAGGAACCGUCCCAGAGCUUCAAUCCGCCGUACUACGCGGUCGGGCAUCUCGUCUCCUCCCAGCAGCAGCCAUCGACGAUCAAUCUCGCUGGUGAGCUUGUCGGCGCGAUGGACAGUUUCGGUAAUCAGGUGAUACUACCGCGGAACGAGGGUCUGCUGCUCGGGAAUGAUCGACGUGUCGCCGGGUCGAAGGUCGCUGAAACCGAGAAGAACGACAAGUCUUACGAUUGCGCGAGACCGGUGGACGAUAGCCUCGCGUCGGCUUAUCAGUGCCGCUGGAUCGACUGCGGCUGUGCGUUCGCGGAGCAGGAGGGCCUGGUGCGGCACAUCGAGAGGCGGCACGUGGAGUCGUCCUCGGCGAGCGCGCACGGCCACGGCAGGCGGAUUCAGCGGGACCGGGACAAGGAGCGAGACGACAAGGAGACGGGAGAGAGCUUCUCCGUCGCGACGCCGGCGACGACGACGGGCCGCGAGGACGAGUUCGCCUGCCUGUGGCAAGGAUGUCCGCGCGCCCGGCCGUUCAACGCGAGAUACAAGUUGCUGAUCCACAUGCGAGUGCACACCCAAGAAAAGCCGAACAAAUGUCCGUUUGCCGGCUGUAAGAAGGCAUUCAGUCGAUUAGAAAACUUGAAGAUACAUCAGAGAUCGCACACGGGCGAAAGGCCUUAUGCGUGUCAACACAAUGGAUGUUCAAAGGCGUUUAGCAACAGCAGCGAUCGAGCAAAACAUCAGAGAACACACUAUGACAGAAAACCAUACGCUUGCCAGGUAAUCGGCUGCGGCAAACGUUACACCGAUCCAUCGAGUCUUAGAAAGCACCUGAAAAAUCAUACGGAAAAUUCAAGUACGUUGUCCAGUCUGUUAUCGUCGGAUAAGAUUUCAACGAAUAAUGUGACAGCAAUAGGACACAAGUUAAACUCGACAAUUCCUCAGCGAGGAAGCCAUGACGCGUGCAUUUUUGACGUGGAAACGAAUCAUUCGUAUAAAUUGUCUAAAACUUAUGUCAAAGAAGAGAACACAUCGCCGAACAAUACGUGCCAGCUGAAUAGAAUCUCCCUGAAUUUUGACGGCAAUCAGCAGGAAUACGUGCCGAUCGAAUCGGUUCGUCAUCUUCUGAUCAACGACCUCACCAACGCACAGGACGAGAAUACAGGAUUCUGCGUGCCCGCGGAGGACGACGUGCCGGAUUUCCACGAGCUCGACAUCGAGCGACAGUUCCACGAGCUGAGCGCCCUGAACGACGCUAUCUUCAUCGACGGAUGAGCCUCCUCGGCGGGAGAGUCCCUUCCCUGACGAAGCGAAAGACAGGAUGCGAUGCGUCGGUGAAUGAACGAAAGAAUAAACGUUCAAUGUAAUUUAACGUGCAUCUUGAUUCGAUUAAGAUUCGCUGUGCAAUUAAUCACCAAUCCUGCCGAUUCUUCAAUUUCUAUUAAAAAGAAUUACGUUUGCUCUUUAUAUAA